Molecule: messenger RNA, 1766 nt
Organism: Mus pahari (shrew mouse)
Lineage: Eukaryota; Metazoa; Chordata; Mammalia; Rodentia; Muridae
Gene: Tubb4a
Product: tubulin beta 4A class IVa
Exons: 4
Coding region: 127-1461 (444 amino acids)
Biological process (GO): microtubule cytoskeleton organization; mitotic cell cycle
Cellular component (GO): microtubule; cytoplasm
Molecular function (GO): GTP binding; GTPase activity; structural constituent of cytoskeleton
Source: RefSeq, a predicted model, not a curated record
CUGCUCCGCAAAUAUAGAGACGCCCGGGGGCGCAGAGACAGAGCUCCGCAGCCAUCUCGUCCAGAGCUAGAGCCACAGCGGCCGCUCGACACCCGUCCAUCAGACACCACCAGCAGCGCCACCACCAUGCGGGAAAUCGUGCACCUGCAAGCCGGCCAAUGCGGCAACCAGAUCGGAGCCAAGUUCUGGGAGGUCAUCAGUGAUGAGCACGGCAUCGACCCCACUGGGACCUAUCAUGGGGACAGUGACCUCCAGCUGGAGAGGAUCAAUGUCUACUACAAUGAGGCCACAGGUGGAAACUAUGUUCCCAGAGCCGUGCUGGUUGACCUGGAACCCGGAACCAUGGACUCUGUCCGCUCCGGCCCUUUUGGCCAGAUCUUUCGGCCAGACAACUUUGUAUUUGGUCAAUCCGGAGCAGGCAACAACUGGGCCAAGGGUCACUACACCGAGGGCGCAGAGUUAGUGGAUGCAGUCCUGGACGUGGUGCGCAAAGAGGCGGAAAGCUGCGACUGUCUGCAGGGCUUCCAGCUCACCCACUCGCUCGGAGGUGGCACCGGCUCAGGCAUGGGGACCUUGCUCAUCAGCAAGAUCCGAGAGGAGUUUCCAGACAGGAUCAUGAAUACGUUCAGCGUGGUGCCAUCACCCAAGGUGUCUGACACGGUGGUGGAGCCCUACAAUGCCACGUUGUCUGUGCAUCAGCUGGUGGAGAACACUGAUGAGACCUACUGCAUCGACAACGAGGCCUUGUACGACAUCUGCUUCCGCACGCUCAAGCUGACCACGCCCACCUACGGGGACCUCAACCACCUGGUAUCAGCCACCAUGAGUGGAGUGACCACCUGCCUACGCUUCCCGGGCCAGCUCAAUGCAGAUCUACGCAAGCUGGCUGUGAACAUGGUACCGUUCCCCCGUCUCCACUUCUUCAUGCCAGGAUUCGCACCCUUGACCAGCAGGGGCAGCCAGCAGUACCGGGCCCUCACCGUACCUGAGCUGACCCAACAGAUGUUCGAUGCUAAGAACAUGAUGGCUGCGUGUGACCCGAGACACGGUCGCUACCUGACCGUGGCUGCUGUCUUCCGGGGACGGAUGUCCAUGAAAGAGGUGGACGAGCAGAUGUUAAGUGUGCAGAGCAAGAACAGCAGCUACUUCGUUGAGUGGAUCCCCAACAAUGUCAAGACAGCCGUAUGUGACAUCCCACCCCGGGGCCUGAAGAUGGCAGCCACCUUCAUCGGCAACAGCACCGCCAUCCAGGAGCUGUUCAAGCGCAUCUCCGAGCAGUUCACCGCCAUGUUCAGGCGCAAGGCCUUCCUGCACUGGUACACCGGGGAAGGCAUGGACGAGAUGGAGUUUACGGAAGCAGAGAGCAAUAUGAACGACCUGGUGUCCGAGUACCAGCAGUACCAGGAUGCCACGGCUGAAGAGGGCGAGUUCGAAGAGGAGGCCGAAGAGGAGGUGGCUUAAGUCUCCUGCCAUCACUCUGCCCCUGGGGCCCACCAGCAAAGCUCUGACCCUAAGCACCCCACCUCUGCACCCAGUUGCCUCGUUCCCUCAGAUCCCAUGAGCAUCUUCACCAUGAGGGCCAAGCCCAGGUUGCUUCUAUUUGCUUCACCCUUAACUUCUAAACCCCACUGUUUCUCCAACCUGCCAGGGAAGGGCUCUUCUAGUUCCCAUGAGUGUCCCUCAACGUGCGCGCAUGCACGCACACACACACACACACACGCACACACACACGCACACACUCACACAUGCACACUCACACACACGCA